Messenger RNA from Sinocyclocheilus grahami, 2317 nucleotides. Its product is annotated as solute carrier family 26 member 6-like. Gene Ontology annotation, cellular component: membrane. Gene Ontology annotation, molecular function: secondary active sulfate transmembrane transporter activity. Gene Ontology annotation, biological process: sulfate transmembrane transport. The transcript has 19 exons. The record is from RefSeq and is a predicted model, not a curated record. Lineage: Eukaryota; Metazoa; Chordata; Actinopteri; Cypriniformes; Cyprinidae. The coding region runs from base 43 to 2034 and encodes 663 amino acids.
AAACCUGGUACUGAGAGUUCACAUCUAGGGCAGAAAUUCAUCAUGUGGAAAAACAAUAUGGACAAUCAAAGAUGUUCAGAGUGUGAGAAUUUCAAUCCCAAUCCCGUUUAUGGUUUGAAUGAAGCACAGCUAGAUAUCCUGGGACAGCGCAGGUGGAAGGCGCAUCGGACAAUUUGGGCAAAGCUGAAGGAGGAGCGCUGGUGUUCAGGUCCAAGACUGAAGAGCUGCUUUCUGUCUAUUGCACCUCUCUUGUCAUGGCUGCCACAGUACUCACUCAGGAAAAACGCUAUUGGAGAUUUGAUAUCAGGAAUCAGUGUGGGAAUCAUGCAUCUGCCACAAGGGAUGGCUAAUGCUUUGUUGGCUGCAGUUCCUCCAGUGUUUGGUCUGUAUUCUUCCUUCUACCCUGUUCUCAUCUACUUCAUGUUUGGAACAUCCAGACACAUCUCUGUGGGUACUUUUUCUGUCCUUUCCAUCAUGGUCGGUACGGUGGCUGGUGAUGUUGUGUUGGCAGGCGGCGGAGCAGAGAGUGAUGAGAUUGAGGCUGAAAGUGCUAGAGUUGCCUUUGCAGCUCAGUUGACCAUUCUGUGUGGACUGAUACAGAUUGUGCUGUAUGUGCUGCGUUGUGGAGGGGUGUGUCGGUGGUUGUCUCAGCCGUUGGUCAGUGGAUACACUAUGGCAGCUGCUGUCCAUGUGACUGUUCACCAGCUGCCUUUACUGAUGGGCAUCUCCAUAGUCAGACACAGAGGCGUCUUUGCUGUGUUCUGGAUGAUUUCAAACAUUGUGACUGGAAUCAGCAGAGUGUUACUGGCAACACUGGUAGUGUCCCUUGUCUCCCUGGUGAUACUUGUUGGUGGAAAGAUGGUGAAUUCACGGUGGAGCUCUCGAUUUCCCAUUCCAUGGGAGUUGGUACUGAUUAUCUUUGCCACUGUGUCGUCAGUGCAGUUUGAUCUGUCUGGUCAGUAUGGAAUACAGAUUGUUGGACCCAUACCAACCGGUCUCUCACCUCCCUCCCUUCCAUCAUUUUCUGUCUCUCAGGAGCUGUUAUUGACAGCUCUUGCGUUGGCAGUGGUGGGCUAUGGUUUCCAAGCUUCAUUGGGCAUGAUGUUUGCUCAUAAACAUGGGUACCCCUUUCACAGCAACCAGGAGCUGUUGGCUAUGGGUUUGUGUAACUCCAUAGGCGGGAUGUUCCAGUGCUUUCCAGUAAGCGGCUCCAUGUCUCGCAGCGCAGUACAGGAGAGUACAGGCGGACAAACUCAGGUUUCUUCUCUGGUGUCUGCACUGAUCAUUCUUUUGAUCUUGUUAAAGUUUGGCCCCCUUUUUCAGCAGUUACCAAAGACAGUUUUGGCUGUCAUUAUUUUAGUGAAUCUGCAAGGGGUUUUUGUACAAGUCAAAGAUGUGCCUAAACUUUGGAAUACAGACCGCUUGGACCUGGUAGUGUGGGUAGUGACGCUGUUCAGUGCUUUGGUGUUUAAUCUGGACCUGGGGCUUGGCAUUGCAAUUGUUUUCUCUCUGUUUACCAUCGUCUUCAGGACACAGCAGCCCAGAUCUGCUGUUCUUGGACAUAUUGCUGGCACAGACUGUUACAGGGAUCUGGAGAAAUACUCAAAGGCACACCAGAUCCCUGGAGUGACUGUGUUUUCCUGUUGUAAUCCACUUUACUAUGCCAAUGCAGACCAGACCUUCACAUCACUCAAACAGACAAUUAGUAAUGACAUUAAUGAGAAUCCUGAAGUACAACCUCCAGACCAGCAGGGGGCUCAGUGUGCACAGCACUGUGUUAUUCUGGAGCUCAGUGGAGUCACCUUCAUGGACUCAGUGGCCAUAGGCUCAUUCAAAUCAGUGCUUCAGGAUUUUGAGAACACGCAGACCUUGUUUUUCUGUGCUUCAUGUCCAGAUGGUUUACUAUCUCAGAUGAAGAAUCAUGGUUUUGUUCCAGAUUUUCUGUCUCUUUCUUCAUUUUUUCCUUCAGUUCAUCAUGCAAUCCUGCACUUCCAGGGGCUACAGAACACAGGCACAGAUGUUACAGAGCUGUGACCUUUAAUGACCUCCCUGCCUGAACGAUGAACCUGCAAACCUCAAACAAUCCCUCACUACUGAGCUUCAGAAGUGACACUUCUAGAAAGAUUGGAAAAGGAAUGCAAGAACUUCCAAUUUUGAUUUAAUGAUUUGCAGCAUUUAUCUGGAUUUAAGGUGAUGUGCGGCAACCAUAGACUGUGACGGCAACAGAUGCUUGUCUAUCGGCUAUUGCAGUGCUUCUCCGGACUCUGGUCCGGAUCUGGACCCGGAGGGAAUUCAGUCCGGACCCGCCUCCAUUUCG